AGAAAAGGGGGCGGGGGACUGCAGAGGGAAUUUUCCACAUCAGCAGGAAGGCGUGGAGCAGUGCGGGCUGCAGAGGAAGGAACGGCAGGGAAGGCAGGGGCCACACAGAGCCGGCCCAAGUCGCCACGGCCCUGCCCAAGGGCACCCUCGCGCCACAUUCUGCAAACCCACUGCCUCCUGUGGCGGCUGUGGACACAGGGGAGGUUCAGGCAGGCCCAAAGGUCAAACGUCCAAAGAUCAGCGGCUACCCAGCCUGCACAGGGGGCAGUGAGCUGCCAGGGAGGCUGGGCUGCAGACCAUCAGACCCAAGGGCAUGGCCCCCAAAGGGGUCCCGCAGAAGGUGGGGGUGGUGGGCUACGGCCGCCUCGCCCGCUCCUGUCCCUCACCCUAGGACAGUCCCUGGUCUCCCACCUCCUGGCUCAGGGACCUGAACUGGGGCUUGAGCUUGUUUUUGUCUGGAACCGCGACCCGGCCCGCAUGGCAGGGCGUGUGCCCCCAGCCCUGCAGCUCCACAACCUCGCCGCCCUUGGGGAAAGGCACCCUGACCUUGUGGUAGAAGUGGCCCACCCCAAAAUAAUCCACGAAUCUGGGGCACACAUCCUGCGCUACGCCAACCUUCUGGUGGGGUCCCCAUCAGCCCUGGCUGACCAGACCACAGAGCAGCAGCUCCUGGACGCCUCCCACCGCUGGGGCCACGCCGUAUUUGUGGCCCGGGGAGCCCUGUGGGGCACUGAGGACAUCUCGAGAUUGGAUGCAGCCAGGGGUCUCCAGAGCCUGCGAGUCACCAUGGCCACACACCCGGACGGCUUCCGGCUAGAGGGACCCCUAGCUACGGCGCGCAGCACCGGCUCACGCACCGUGCUCUACGAGGGCCCUGUCCGCGGGCUCUGCCCCUUCGCUCCUCGAAACUCCAACACCAUGGCAGCCGCUGCCCUGGCGGCGCCCAGCCUAGGCUUUGACAACGUGAUCGGGGUGCUUGUGGCCGAUCUCAGCCUCGCGGACAUGCACGUGGUGGACGUGGAGCUGAGAGGUCCGCCGGGGCCCACGGGCCGGAACUUCGCUGUGCACACCCACCGGGAGAACCCCGCAGAGCCCGGCGCUGUCACCGGCUCCGCCACCGUCGCCGCCUUCUGGCGCAGCCUCCUGGGCUGCUGCGAGCUAGCCUCCAGGCCAGGGAUCCAUCUCUGCUGAGACGCCGCCUCCACCCGGGAGGACCUGCCGCCGCCGCCCACUCCCGGCCUGGCCGCACUUUCCAAGAGCUGUCUCCUGUCUCAGUAAAGCUCAUAGGCUCUUCCCCCACAC
Molecule: messenger RNA, 1302 nt
Organism: Chinchilla lanigera (long-tailed chinchilla)
Lineage: Eukaryota; Metazoa; Chordata; Mammalia; Rodentia; Chinchillidae
Gene: Aspdh
Product: aspartate dehydrogenase domain containing
Exons: 7
Coding region: 478-1191 (237 amino acids)
Biological process (GO): NAD+ biosynthetic process
Molecular function (GO): NADP binding; L-aspartate dehydrogenase [NAD(P)+] activity
Source: RefSeq, a predicted model, not a curated record